AUGACCUACAGAAUUACACAGUUACUUACCGGACACGGGUGCUUUGGCACGUUUUUGAGGAGGAUUGGCAAGGCGCACACAGCGGUCUGCCCGCACUGCGGGACCGAGGACGGCGGGAGCAUCGACUCGGCGGAGCACACAAUCGCGGAGUGCCCGGCUUGGCAAGACGAGCGGGACGAGUUGACGGCGGUGAUAGGAAUGGACUUGACACUAACCGGGAUAGUAGACCGGAUGGUCCACAGUCGAGAGAACUGGGCCGCUUUCUCCCUGUUCGCGGAGAGAGUGAUGGUGGCGAAGGAGGAGGCGGAGCGUCGGCGCCAAGCAAUGGAGGAGGGAAACGCCGACAACGGGAACGUCAGAGAUGUUGACUCGGAUGAUCACCCGGAUAUCGGGUGA
Messenger RNA from Vollenhovia emeryi, 396 nucleotides. RefSeq lists its product as uncharacterized. Bases 1 to 396 code for a protein of 131 amino acids. The record is from RefSeq and is a predicted model, not a curated record. Lineage: Eukaryota; Metazoa; Arthropoda; Insecta; Hymenoptera; Formicidae. The transcript has a single exon.